GAGACAGCUAGAACUAACUCAUGACAAGAGUAUUAUCGUGAGAAUUUGGUACACGAGUUUAACACCUUUGUUGAGAUGCAUUUGCAUUUGCAUCAUGUAUUAUGGAGUCAUUGUUUAGGAUGGAUGGGAAUGAGGAUGGAGAUGGAGAUUAUGGAGAUGGAGAAGUGAUGAUGACCACGAAGUAUAUGGAAGAAAAGUAAAGGAAUAGUUUCACAUCAAUGAAUAUAAAAUCCGGAACCGCCCUCGACUUCAAUUUCUCUUUUGGUAUACAGUAUUCAUUAAUUCAUACAUUCAGGCAAUCCACAAACACCAACACCAACAAGAUCAAACAAUCCAAAACCUCUCAACGGCGUCUAAAUAUUCCAACUCCAGCUCUCAAUAAAGGCCCAUAUAUAUAUCAACUUUCAUCCCGCUCUCCGCCUUUCCUCCAACUUCGAACCCAUUUAUAUUAUCCCUCCUUGUUUGCAUCACUACGACUCGUACCGUUCAUCGAGAUACCAUACAUAUCUUAUCAAUCAAACCAAACGUUCUCGCCCUUUUCGUUUCCACCUAGCUCAAACUUGGCUCACUAGCGUUGUCCCCCCUGAUACUUACAUAUUUAUUUAUUGACCUCUUCAUCCUUUUUUUUUUCAUAAUGCCUUCUGCAACUACACCACCAACUCUCAGUACCAAUUUGGCAGUUAAGAAAACAAGUUACGCUCGCACACAAGAUCCAGAUAUGUUGAACUGCAAGAGAAAGAUUAUUUGCUUUUCGGAUUUCGAUGGCACAAUCUUCAUGCAAGAUACCGGGCACGUCCUUUUUGAUUCAUACGGAUGCGGAGAAGAACGUCGUCAGAUCCUCGAUGAACAAAUCAAAACCGGUGAACGUUCUUUCCGUGAUGUUUCAGAAGAGAUGUGGGGAUCUCUCCGCGUUCCAUUCGAAGAUGGUUUUGCAAUAAUGGAGAAAACUCUCGAGAUUGAUCCUGAUUUCCAAAAAUUCCAUCGCUUCUGUAUUGAUAACAACAUUCCUUUCAAUGUUAUCAGUGCGGGGUUGAAGCCUGUGUUGAGAAAAGUAUUGGAUAAGUUCUUGGGAGAAGAAGAAAGUAACAGGAUUCAAAUCGUUGCAAAUGAGGCAGAGAUUAGCGAGGAUGGAAGUCAGUGGAAGCCAGUUUGGAGACAUGACACUGAGUUGGGUCACGAUAAAGCAUUGUCCAUCACUGAAGCAAGAGAACUUGCUAAAUUGGAAUGUGAGGAUGGAACUAUCCCAUUGAUUGUAUUCAUUGGUGAUGGAGUUUCUGAUUUACCUGCUGCGAGACAAGCAGAUGUUUUAUUUGCAAGAAGAGGAUUGAGAUUGGAGGAGUACUGUGUGGAACACAAGAUUCCUUAUAUUCCAUUUGACACUUUCGCCGAUAUUCAAAAGGAAGUCGAGAAGAUUGCUGAGGAGGAUCAAUUGAAGACUGGUGGUGCAGGCAAGCCAGCUAGAUUCAACCCAAGAGCCAACUUGUGGAGAAGAGUUUCCAGUCAGAAUGCUGUUCCUUCAUAUGUUGCUGCUACUCCAACAAAAGAAGAGAAGAUGUUCUUAUGGCCAGAAUCUUUCUCUGAGCUUAAAGAGAACAUACCAGCUUCAAUCACUGAGGAGGUUGGUGCUUAAGAUUGAAGAUGGAGAAUCGUUAUCAGCUUCUAUCUGCUAUAUCUUUAUUCAUUGCAUUUUUAUUUCAUUUUAUAAGUUGCAUGGCGUUGAGGUAUAGGAAUCAAAUAGUCAGCCGGUCGGGGUAUCAUUUUUGGUGGGAUAAUAAGUAGUUCAAAAGAACUAUUGGUUCGGGAUAUUAUUGCGAAUAGAUAUAUAGAUUACUUGCAAUGAAUAUUUUUAUAUGAACA
Botrytis cinerea B05.10 is the source of this 1857-nucleotide messenger RNA. RefSeq lists its product as hypothetical. The record is from RefSeq and is a predicted model, not a curated record. Lineage: Eukaryota; Fungi; Ascomycota; Leotiomycetes; Helotiales; Sclerotiniaceae. Bases 635 to 1630 code for a protein of 331 amino acids. The transcript is spliced from 3 exons. Gene Ontology annotation, molecular function: phosphatase activity.